This is a messenger RNA of Bubalus bubalis (water buffalo), 2725 nucleotides long. RefSeq lists its product as uncharacterized. The record is from RefSeq and is a predicted model, not a curated record. NCBI's taxonomy places the organism in Eukaryota, Metazoa, Chordata, Mammalia, Artiodactyla, Bovidae. The transcript has 3 exons. Bases 1 to 936 code for a protein of 311 amino acids.
AUGGUCCUUGCAACACAGCAAACAGUGACCGGUGAUCUGGCCGCACUCGCCAGGCGGACAACCCUCACGGCUCUCUUCCCGCCGGGGCAUUGGGGCUACGGGAGGCGGUCCCGCACGCGGGUUGCCGACCCAGCCCGUCACGAGAGCUCCAAAGGCAGAGAGGGCGGCGAUGGAAAAAAGCCCCGCUCCUCCUCGGCGGACCGGCGUUCUCAGGGGUGCGGGGCCGGCGCCGAAGUCCGGCCGGGAAGGCACCCCGGGCCCGCCGCCCCGCAAACCCCACGGAGCGGACUCGGUACCGAGACCCAAGGGCGCGCGAAGCAGGAAGUCCCGCCCCCACGCCGACGUCACCCUCGCCGCGGACGCCGGCCGCGGCCGGAGGCCGUUAGAGGGAGGAGAGGGAGGAGACGAGCGGCCCGAGGCGGGAGCUGCGGCCGACAACCGCGGGAACGCCGGGCCCGGGCGGCGCCCCGAGAGGCCUCUGGGGGUCGCCAAGAUCCCCAGGGGCAAAAGGAACGCACAGUCCGGGGCCGGCACCUGCUUCAGGGAGCCAGAGUGAGGCGCGCAGUAGAGCGGGAAGCCGCGCUCCCUCGCCUCCUCCCCACGCAGCCCCUCCGGGGCUUUCCUCCAGCUUCCCGCUUGUGCGCUCGGCCCCGCUCUUCGCACACUUUUUUCCUGUCUGAGGACUCUGGUGGUGGUCCUGGCGCCACCGCCGCCUGCCUUCGUGCCCUACCGUGCAGAUUAGAGAGUCUCGAAGUCGCUGCCUUACGUCGGCCGUGGGGCCUCCGCCCACGAGUGCGGAGCCGGCGCGGCCUGCCCGGAGGAAAUGGCCCGAUGGUGCUACCUACUACUGACUACUCCACAGUCCCUCCACAUUCCAAGAAUGUCUUCUUGAGACUAUAUCCUUAUGACUUGAUGGAAACUUGGAAAGCAUUAUAAUCACAAAAGCAAUACUUUUGCAGCCAAUUCCAAGAGCAGAUUACUUACACAGGAGCUAAUUUCAUCUAUCAUAACUGAUCUUUCUCUUUAGCUUCAGUUUCAGAAGGUGAUCAUUUCCUAAACUUACUUCUAAAUUCUGUAGCUGUACAGCCUCUUUGGUCUUUAAAACCCCACUAUUCAAGUUUAUCAGUUUCAAUUGAGAAAUUCAAAACUUAAAAGAAGGUGAAGGCACUGUAGGAGAGGGAGAAAAGGAACAGAGGAAAUCAUUAAACUUUUCUGUUUCAUAAUUGUUUUACCUGAACAAUUCUUCGAGCUCAAGUUUUGUGAUCUUGAUGACUAUGUUCUCGAGUGGUUCUCAAUAGAAGCAUUCUGGCAAUCUGUGAAGGUGUCAUUAGUUACCUCAAAAUGGGGACAGUGCCACCAGCAUUUGUGGGUAAGGCCAGGGAUGCUAAACAUCCUGCAAUACAUGUGACUUUGGUCAGUUCAGAUCCAUGGAAAAGUAGACAUCAAGAGAUUUUGGGGGGAAAAUAGCUAUUAAGAAAAAAACAAAGAGGAGGCAGGAGGCCAGGAGUGCCCUCAAACUGAUGCAGUUCUGCUACCCAUGAAACAAGAAAGGGCUGCCAUUCAGCUCUGGGAAGUCUUGGCUAGACCAAUGAGGAGCCUCCAAAGACUGACCAUUUGAAGGGCUCCCCAUUUGGGUGGGCGUGGCCUGGCUCUAACACCAGAGCUGUGCUCAGUCUUGAUGGGGAGCAGUUCAGGGAGGAUGAGGCUAUAACAUAAAUGCUGUGGUGAAUUCCCAAGGUAUAGCACUAGAAGACUGUCAGAUAACUAUAACAUUCACAGCAUUUUCUCUCCCUCUGUAUCUCACUCUCUCUAUAAAGGAAAUAAAAAUGACACUUUACUUAGAAACCUUUGCCUGUAAACAAGAGAACAAGUUGAUAUAAAUAAGAUCAUAUGAGACAUGCCAAGGUGAAUAUUUUGAUGCUUUCCCUUUUUUUUUUUGGCCAGGUUAAAAACGCGUGGUACAGAAUAAGUCUUGGGACACAAGAGACACUUGAGAGCUGAGAUCCAGUAUGAAAAAUAAGAUGAAUUAACUUCCCAGGCUGCAACAAUAUUUACAUUUCUAAGUUGUCCCAAAUUUGUUUCACAUUUUGAGCUCAAAAGGCUUAUGGGAACUUUAGGGAAACUCCGCUGGCAUCUUUUAAAUUUUGCUUACUGUCCCCAAGAGGAAUAGCAUCAGAAUUUAACAGAGAUGGCACUAUCUGGCCUACAGUAUCAAUAAUCUUAUCACAGAUCGACCCCUGUGGUCCCUGUUAAGACUCUUUGAGGGUUCCAGUUCAUUGUCAGCUUCAUCGAGUUCACAGUUGUAGCAUCACAAAUAAAAAUAAUCUUAGUUGAUGGUCUGCGACCUUUUGCCUAAGUUAUAGGCAGAGAGUCACAUUUAUUUUGUUGUUUGAAAAGCUUCAUAUCACCAUUAACAAAUGUCUUACUAGUGUAUUUGGCUAGCAUCUGCUUCUGAAGAGGCUGGCUUGGAAGGAAUUUUCAUAGUUAUUUUUAAUUUUUACCUUGACUUUUGGAGGUGAACUGAUGUCAUUUUUAAUUGUUACCAAAGGCAUUUUGUCAAAAGAUUUCUUUCUGUUUCCACCUUCAUCAUCAUCUUUAUAAGUAUCAUUUCCCAACAUUUCUGUAGCUUUAGAAGCAUUUGCAUCUAUUUUUAUUCAUUUCAUGAUUUCUUCACUCCUUCCUUUCUAGUCUCUCUUGAAGGAAGAUCUGAGCAGUGCAUCCCACA